AUGCAGAUCACGUCAGAAAGCGGGCCUACUGAACCCCCGUGUCCGCAGAUGGGGUUUCAGGAUCAACUUUAUCUCAAUUUUACCACGGCCGGAGAGACAUGCGGCGGAACUACAUGCCAAAGUCGUGGUGAAGCCAUAGCGCAAGUGCACUGGGAGAAUACCGUGUCUAAUAUUGGAUCUGACUGCGCAAAAGCUGAUCAGAUUCUGACUCAGAGUUUGGCAGUAGCUCCGGCCACCCCCAAGUGUAUCAAUGAAGCGUUUGUGGCGAAAAUUCAAGCUUUGUACAUCAAGAAGUUUGAUUCCUGUGUUGUAGAAUGUCAAGGACACGGUAAAGAAGAUGGUGUGCGUCUGGGCAAACAAAUUUGUUCCCUCGCUGACUUGUUUGCUGAUGAUGAAGGCGAGUCACUUGUGAUUACAAUCUGUAGCCAAGAAGAACAAGAUGCUUGCGAGUUUAAGCUUGAGGGCAACGCCCUCGAAAACUGCCAGAGUAAUUACUAUAACAGCAAGAAUGAUGAAUACUAUCAGCAGCUGAAGGCCGGAUGCAGUAUAUCAAUUGGCCCAGAUCAGCCGACCAAUUCGCCGACACCAACACCCAAAUUAGAUCCUAAGUGUGCAGACAAAGGGAAAGCGCUGGGUGAAGAUGCAUGGACGCAAGCCCGCAGGCAGGUUGGUGACACAUGUCACGAUAUCGAUAUGGCUUUCGCCGAUGUGAGCAAAGCUGCACGUACUAAACCAGCAUGUCAGUAUGAGGCGUAUCUGGAUGCAGUAAGCGACAUGUACACGCAGGCUCAGAAGAGUUGUAUUAAUAAAUGUGAAGGAUACGGCGAGACUAGGGGUCAGAAUACAGCGGACCAAUUCUGCCGUGUCACCGCUCUCUUCAGUGAUGAUGAAGGCGAAGAGAUCACGGUCUUCGUAUGUAAUGAGGAAGAAAAGAAGGCCUGUUAUGCCGCUUUCGAUGCCAGGGUCGAGGAUACAGCUGAGUGCAGCGAGAGAUUAGACAAUGCUGAUGGCAAAACUAAGGACUUUUACGAUGAGGUUCAGGACGUAUGCGAGAUUAGCAUUGGACCUGAUCAGUAAGCUUUAUAUAUGUUGAAAAUUCGACAGCUCGCAC
This is a messenger RNA of Sphaeroforma arctica JP610, 1111 nucleotides long. RefSeq lists its product as hypothetical. The transcript has a single exon. The record is from RefSeq and is a predicted model, not a curated record. NCBI's taxonomy places the organism in Eukaryota, Ichthyosporea, Ichthyophonida. Bases 1 to 1077 code for a protein of 358 amino acids.